Messenger RNA from Anguilla anguilla (European eel), 1687 nucleotides. It is a transcript of the gene cln5, whose product is annotated as CLN5 intracellular trafficking protein. NCBI's taxonomy places the organism in Eukaryota, Metazoa, Chordata, Actinopteri, Anguilliformes, Anguillidae. Gene Ontology annotation, biological process: lysosome organization. Bases 93 to 1088 code for a protein of 331 amino acids. The transcript has 4 exons. Gene Ontology annotation, molecular function: hydrolase activity, acting on glycosyl bonds. The record is from RefSeq and is a predicted model, not a curated record. Gene Ontology annotation, cellular component: lysosomal membrane; lysosome.
UCUACCAUGUGACUUGUAGUCUUAAAACAAGGAAGUAAACAGUUGGAAAUGUGUCUGCCUGGCUACAGGCAGGUUUUCAGUAGUGCGUAAAGAUGAAACACGGGACAUUUAUACUGUGCUUUGCGCUUUUGUACUGUUUUCAGGAAGGUGCACUUUCCAGAGGCGUCAACGGACAGCAGACAUGGCCAGUGCCCUACAGGCGAUUUGAUCAUCGUCCCGGAACGGAUCCAUACUGUCAAGCUUUGUACCCGUUCUGCCCGACCGGAGACCGGGAUGGUCGUAUUCCUUACAUGAAAAAUACAGAUGUGAUUGAAGUGUUUCGACUUCAAGCUCCCGUAUGGGAAUUUAAGUAUGGAGACCUCCUCGGGAAAAUUCACAUUAUGCACGACGCCAUUGGGUUCAGAAGCUUUGACACCGGGAGAAAUUACACGAUGGAGUGGUACGAACUCUUCCAACUGGGAAACUGCACCUUCCCUCACUUACGACCAGAUGUCAGCGCCCCCUUCUGGUGCAAUCAAGGAGCUGCCUGCUUUUUCGAAGGCAUCGACGACGUUCACUGGAUGCAAAAUGGAACCCUGGAGAAAAUUGGGAAGAUGACAGGUGCACAGUUCAAUGAAAUGGCCCAGUGGGUUCAGAAGGACAAUGACACGGGGAUCUUCUACGAGACGUGGACCGUGCGAGCCGACCCCAGCCCAAACUCCACGGUGUGGUUCGAUUCCUAUGACUGCUCGCAGUUUGUGCAUCGCACAUACAGGAAGCUGGCCGAGAUGGGGGUGAGUCUCACCAGCAGCGCCCAAACCAACUACACAAAGAUCUACCUGUUCAGCGGAGAGCCCAGCUACCUGGGGAAUGACAGCUCCAUCUUCGGACGGUCCUCCAUGAAAGAGCUGGCCGCCAGCAUCAGGGCCUUCUACAGCUCAUUCCAACCGCACCAGUCGCCCCAGGAGCUUGUCCUCAGCCUCCUGCACAUCUUUGAGAACGUGGUGUUAGAGAAGACCUUUUACCUCUUCUACAACUUUGAGUACUGGCACUUACCCAUGAAGCCCCCUUAUGUCAGAAUCACCUAUGAGGAGAUUCCUUUGCCAUGACUGGUCAAAUGGUCGUGGAAAUCUUGGAUGUGACCAGGGCAAAAAGCUGCAUUGUUAAGCAAGUAAAAAUUCACAUGGAAAGACUGAAACUUUUUUCACAAAGCUGUAAUCAAAAUUCUUGCCUGGAUUAAAAAAAAAAAAAAAGUAAUUACUCAGAGUAAUGUGAGAAUGUAAAGCAGGUUAUUUCCACAUGCUAGAAGACACUGGUGGCUUCAUGUCCCACAGAUCGCCCUUUGUGAUUGAGCGCUGAGAGAAACUCAGACCCUGUUGUGCAUUUGCACUUAACUGGUGAGCGUGGCGGGGCUGAGAAUAAUACUGCUUCACAAUCCGUUAACUUUACACCGCUGCACAAAAAAUACACUGUGUGCAGCGGCUCGAUACGCAUCUGUAAACAUUUCGUGUGUACGAGAUCUUUGAGGGGUUUCUCGUACUGCAUCUCCGUGUAAAUGCUGAUCUGUGGCAUUGCAAGAUUAUUUUCUGCAGGGAAGAGUAAAGCAAUUGAAGAAUGUAUAGAAUGUAUGCAGACGAUAAAGAAAAUGUGUUCUCAUUCUGUGUGCUAACUGACUUACAAAUAAGAAUAAACACAGCGCUGGACUUGC